Molecule: messenger RNA, 1483 nt
Organism: Solanum lycopersicum (tomato)
Lineage: Eukaryota; Viridiplantae; Streptophyta; Magnoliopsida; Solanales; Solanaceae
Biological process (GO): rRNA processing
Cellular component (GO): nucleus
Molecular function (GO): nucleic acid binding; 3'-5' exonuclease activity
Source: RefSeq, a predicted model, not a curated record
GUAAUAUUAUAGCAGGGGCAUUUUAGGUCCUUCAACCCUUCACAUGUUGGGAGCUUAAAGCGGAUGUUAAAGUAAUUGAGCCACCACGCGGAGAGGAAGACAAAAAUGGCGGAUCAAUUGAAAAACCCUAAGAAACAGUUUCAGCUAAAUCCCAACUGGGCUCAGCUCCGUCAACAACUCAACAGCAAUGGCUUCCAAAAACAACUGUCAAAUCCUUCAGAAACAGAAAAUCCUAAUUCCAUAUUAGGAAAGCGCAAAAGCAGGCCCAGUGAUGAUUCCGGAGAUGCUACGCCUAAUCCUCUUACUCCAACUUCAUCGGAUUCAAGUGUUACAGAUGUGAUAGGGAUGGAUUGUGAAAUGGUUGGCGUAAGCUCUGUGGGAAACAGAAGUGCUCUUGGGCGAGUCACACUGGUCAACCAAUGGGGAAAUGUGAUAUAUGACGAAUAUGUUCGUCCAGUUGAACGUGUUGUUGACUUCCGCACCAAAAUCAGUGGUAUUAGACCUCAGCACUUAAAGAAAGCAAAAGAUUUCCGCGUUGUUCAGAAGGAGGUGGCAGAACUAAUAAAGGGACGGAUUCUUGUUGGCCAUGCUCUGCGAAAUGAUUUUAAGGCCUUGUUAUUAGGCCAUCAAAAGCAGGAUAUUCGUGACACUUCUGAAUAUAAGCAUUUUCUAAGGGAAGGACGCAGUCGUGCACUACGGAACCUUGCUACUGAAGUCCUUGGAGUGGAGAUACAAAAUGGAGAGCAUUGCCCAAUAGAGGAUGCCCGUGCUGCUAUGAUGCUUUACCUAAAGCACAGAAAAGAAUGGGAAAAGAGCAUCAAGGACUUUGCAAGACUGAAGGAGAAACAGAAAAAGCGUAAACCAAAGAAAAAAAAGAGGAGUUUGAGAAGACCUGCGUCUGAAUAAUGCUUCCUAAUGAGAGAUGAUCACUCCAGCUUAUCUCGUUGCUCGGGACAUGUAACAAUUUACUGAUUAGGGUUGGAGCAGACAGAGAACUGACUAAACAUGAUAAAUGAUUGUUGUGGAUGUGAAAUGCUCAAAGGAAGAAUUAUAAUUAGAUCCUCUCUCUCUCUCUCACACACACACUAUCAUGGCGUGCCAGAACUUUGUGCUCGCCAGACCUUAUUAUUCAGUUUCAAGAAUCAUGACAUGGAUCCAACCAAGACUGGUUCUGCUAGUGAAAGGAGGAACACAUCAUCUCUUUUGUGGCUUUUCACUGCAAAACUGCCAAGCUUUUGUACUAGAUUCAUAUAUCCUAAGCCUUCCUGUUGGCGCUUUUCUAGAGUUGUGAUUACAAUUCUGGAUUUUUUUUGCUCACAACAUUCGUUCCUCAGUAGGGCUUUUAUUUGAUUUUGAUUGAAGUUCUAGCUACAGAAGAGCUUGUAUCAUGUGAAAAAAUAUUGGACCAAGGAGUUACUGUGAUUGUAGUUGAAAAGUGGUGAUAGUCUACUUAAUGAAAUUGCAGAUCAUUGUUAUAUCUCUA